UCACCGGCACCACAACCCUCAUACACUCCUUCUUGGCUCCUUCUUCAUUUCUUUCAAAAAAAAAACUGAAAAUGGAGGAAGAACCCGCAAGAUCUCCUCCUCCAACUACCUCUGAGUGUAUAAUCUCCGUCCCCAAUUCCCCUUCUUCGGAUACAAUCACGGAAUCCGCUGCUAACGGGAACGCAUUGGCGCUUUCGCUGUAUGUUCAGCCGGAAAAUGAGCCCUUGCCGGUUCCGUUGAGGGUUUGUUACCCGGAUUCCGAUUCCCCCGCCCCGAUUACGUCUCCAAGAAGGUCCUCGAGGUCCACUUCUAAUAAGUAUAAGACUGUAUCUCCUGCAUUGCCCUCUGCCGCUUCUAAAGCUACUCCGACGCGGCGGCUCUCGUUGACUUCGGCGGCGGCGGCGGAUGCUGCUCAGACUGUGGGGAGGAUGUCUCUGGAAUUUCCGAACAAACGGCGUCGUAUUGGUGCGGGGGCGAGUGAGCAGGGUGGGGAAGUAACGGUGGUUAGAAGAUCCCCGAGGCUCAGUCAAACGGAAGGGAAAUUGCUAGCAUUGCCGGAGCCUGAGGCGAAACCGAAACGUCAUUCAAGUAAGAAGGGGUCAAAGGAAGUCGUCGCGCAUGUCGGGGCUCGGAAGGAACAACUGGAGAAAAGUGAUUCUGAGGGGGGCUUGAGAUCUCGGAAAGUCAAGCCCGUUUCGAUUGCAUUGUCUGAUAAAGGAAACAAUUCGCCUAAGACGACUUCAAAGAGAGAGGCUUUGACUGGAGAUAGUGAAGGUGAGCAGAAAUUCGCUUCUCCUGAGAGAACAGCUUCCGUUACUAGUGAUUUAGUUCGUACAGAUGACUUGACGGAACAUGUUUCUAGUGAAUUAUCUGAUUCUGCAGAAGAAAGUGAGUUGGAGGAAGGAAAUUCGGGUGUAAAGUGUUUAAGGUCCAGAAAAAUUCGGUUUCCAGUGGUUUCAGAACAAAAUGCAGCGAAAACACCUGCAUUCAGUAAUGGGUGUGGUGUUGAUAGUAAAGAUUCAACAAGCAAAGGAAACGAGUCAUGUACUUCCUCAAAGAGAAAGGAGAAGAAUAAGAGGCCAGGGGCGUGUUUUAUUGGGGAGCCUAUACCUGCAGAAGAAGCUCAAGAGAGGUGGCGAUGGCGGUAUGAUUUAAAGAGUCAAAGAAGUAAAAAACAAGGGUGGAUACUAAAUGCUGAUGAAGAAGAUGAAGUAAUAUUGAACGUGGAUUGCCAUUAUGCUCAAGCUAAAGUUCUUAGCUUUAUUUUGAAUAUUGGAGAUUGUGUGUAUGUAAAGGGUGAAGGUGAGAAAAAACAUGUUGGCAGGAUCCUGGAGUUUUUUAAAACCACUGAAGGAGAAGAUUAUUUUCGGGUGCAAUGGUUUUUCAGAGCUGAAGAUACGGUUAUGAGAGAUGCAGCUGCUCUACAUGAUAAAAAACGUUUAUUUUACUCCACUUUAAUGAAUGACAAUUUACUUGACUGCAUUAUUUCCAAAGUAAAUGUUACAGAAAUCUCACCAGGGCUUGGUUUGGAAGUCAACAAUAGUCCACCAUCUGGUUUCUAUUAUGACAUGGAAUACUGUGUUGAUUAUUCAACGUUCCGUAACUUGCCAACUGUACAAUCAGUCAAUAGCUGGGAUUCACCUUCAUUAAUUGAUGCAUCAUACAAGCCCAUUACUGCUUAUCCAGUGGAACAUUUUAAAAGUUGUGAACCCAGUAAAGUGGAGUUGUCACUACUAGAUCUCUAUGCUGGCUGUGGUGGGAUGUCGACUGGAUUGUGCCUGGGUGCCAAGCUCUCUGGUCUAAAUCUUGUGACUAAAUGGGCUGUUGAUUAUCAAAAGUCUGCUUGCGAUAGUCUGAAAUUUAAUCAUCCUGAGACACAGGUUAGGAAUGAAUCUGUUGAAAAUUUUCUGAAGCUACUAAAAGAAUGGGAGAAGCUCUGUAAAGAGUAUGGAAGUGAGCCUAAUGCAGGCUCUGAUGAUGUGUUAGAGGGCAUGGAAGAAGGUGCAGAUGAUGCUAAUUCUCUGGCAGAUUCUGAUGAUUCAGAUGCAGAAUAUGAAAUUCUGCGCCUGGUAGAUAUCUGUUUUGGAGAUCCUAAUGAUACUGGAAAGCCCGGCAUACAUUUUCAGGUGCGUUGGAAAGGGUAUGGACCUAGUGAAGAUACAUGGGAGCCAAUUGAUGGGCUGAAAGAUUGUCAGGAGAGCAUUCAUGAUUUUGUGAGAAGGGGAAAAAUAUCUAAACUACUACCUCUUCCGGGUGAUGUUGAUGUGAUAUGUGGGGGCCCUCCAUGUCAAGGUAUUAGUGGCUAUAAUCGCCACAGAAAUGUCAGUGCCCCACUUGAUGAUGAAAGAAAUCGACAAAUCAUUGUAUUCAUGGAUGUUGUUGAAUUCUUAAGGCCUAAAUACGUUUUGAUGGAAAAUGUUCCUGACAUAUUGAGGUUUGAUAAAGGAUCUCUUGGAAGAUAUGCUUUAAGUCGUUUGGUGCAUGUGAGAUACCAAGCAAGACUUGGCAUUCUUGCAGCUGGUUGUUAUGGUCUUCCACAAUUUCGGUUACGUGUUUUUGUAUUGGGGGCACUUCCUAGUGAGAAAUUACCACCAUUUCCACUUCCUACGCAUGAUGUUAUUGUCAGAUAUUGGCCUCCACCUGAAUUUGAGCGGAAUACUGUUGCUUAUGAGGAAGGACAACCUCGUGAACUUGAGGAAGCCCUUGUUCUUCGAGAUGCUAUAUCUGAUCUUCCAGCUGUUACCUGUCGUGAAGAUCGUGAAGAAAUGCCAUACUGUAUGCCCCCAGAAUCAGAUUUUCAGAAAUAUAUUAGAUUGCCUAAACAUGAGAUGAUGGGUGCUACAUCUACUGAAGUCAGAGAAAUGAAAGAUCCUGUCUUAUAUGAUCAUCGAUCUCGUCUACUUUCUGAAGAUGAUAUCCUGCGAAUUUCUCUAAUCCCACACAAGAAGGGAGCAAAUUUCUUGGAUUUUCCUGGGGUCAUCCUUGAGAAUAAUACUGCACGUCGUGAUCCAAAUAAAGAUCCAGAGUUACUACCAUCAGGAAAGCCACUUGUCCCCGAUUGUCUUUUCACUUAUAAGCAAGGAAAGUCUAAGAGGCCAUUUGGGAGAUUGUGGUGGGAUGAGAAUGUGGCAACCCUAGUGACUUUCCCCAAUUGUCGCAGCCAUGUCGUCUUGCAUCCUGACCAGGACCGAGUUCUCACUGUACGUGAGUAUGCCAGGUUGCAAGGGUUUCCUGACUUCUAUAGAUUUUGUGGAACCGUCACUGAAAGGUACUGCCAACUAGGAAACGCGGUAGCUAUUCCCGUUGGACGUGCCCUGGGGUAUGCACUUGGAAUCGCAUUCCAAAGGUUGAGUGGCGAUGAACCGCUGAUGAAAUUGCCACCGAAAUUUGCCUUCUUGCAGCCCCCAGUAGACGAAAUAGUGGAAGUGAGAAACUGAAUGGUUUCUCAUGUAAUAUUAGAAAACAUUUGUGAUGUAAUAUGUUGUAUCCAGGAUAUCAUAUGAUAAUGUACUUGCCUGUAUGAGGUAUUUAAUUUGUUUGUAUUUUCCCAUUCUUUGGUGACUCGUCCUGUGCAGGGUGCGUGCAGCUGCCGUGCAAGGGGAUGGCAUAAUGAAUUUUUAUUGAGAUAUAAUAAUUGUAUUUUUAUAGAAUCUCCUAAAGACAUCUUUGAUGAAUGAUUUUUUUUUUUUUU
Molecule: messenger RNA, 3691 nt
Organism: Ipomoea nil (Japanese morning glory)
Lineage: Eukaryota; Viridiplantae; Streptophyta; Magnoliopsida; Solanales; Convolvulaceae
Product: DNA (cytosine-5)-methyltransferase CMT2
Exons: 21
Coding region: 72-3437 (1121 amino acids)
Cellular component (GO): nucleus
Molecular function (GO): DNA (cytosine-5-)-methyltransferase activity; chromatin binding
Source: RefSeq, a predicted model, not a curated record